Molecule: messenger RNA, 7528 nt
Organism: Nematolebias whitei (Rio pearlfish)
Lineage: Eukaryota; Metazoa; Chordata; Actinopteri; Cyprinodontiformes; Rivulidae
Gene: tnrc6c2
Product: trinucleotide repeat containing adaptor 6C2
Exons: 22
Coding region: 811-6447 (1878 amino acids)
Biological process (GO): miRNA-mediated post-transcriptional gene silencing; positive regulation of nuclear-transcribed mRNA poly(A) tail shortening
Cellular component (GO): nucleoplasm; P-body
Molecular function (GO): protein binding; RNA binding
Source: RefSeq, a predicted model, not a curated record
AGGAGGAAGGAGGAGAGGCAGCAGACUGCGGUGUUGUUAGUUUGAACAAAAUGGCUGCGAGAUCGCUGUCAACGAGAGCUCCCUGAACCGCCUACAGUCAGCGUCCGCUCCGUGGUUUGGAUCAACACAGAAUGUAUUUUCUCGGAGCUGCGACUAACUUCGCCUUCGCGGUAGUCAGCCCGUCACCAGUCGCCCAUUCGGCGACUUAAACAAACAAACGCUUCUUUUUUGCACUUUAAAACAAGUUGGCUGGCUGACGGCCGUCGGCUUGCUCAGUGACAACUGCUCGAAGAUUUUUAUUUUAUUUUUUACUAAAACUGCCUGAAUUCUGGUUUGCAGAACCUCGCAAAGCCAACCAGCUAAUGAUAACUUCAACAAUUCAGCUGCUUAUUCGAUGUCAUUUUGUUCGUGUUUGUUUGUUUGUUUAUUAUUUGCGGUUCUCGCCCCGCCCCUCAUGGUGUGGUUUUAAAUUCUGGCCCAGUAGAAUCUGAAGAACUAUUUAUUUGAAUGUUUUCUUGCUCCAGGCAGAAGUCGCCGUGUUUGCUGUGUUUGUCUGGCCUUGGGGGGCCGUUGUUUACCUCGAAUAUUCUCUGAAACACCCACUCUGCUCCUCCAUAGAGCCUCACUUUAAUUAAUAUUAAUUUGUGACUCCAUCGCUUUACGGGUAACUUCAAAAGAAGAGGAGGGAGAACAAAAUGCUUUUUUGGGGGGCAUUUGUUCCUGCCAUGCACCGACUCUUCACUGAAACAAGCGGUCAGCUGCUGAACGAGAGCUGAGAGAAGCAAGCAACACAGGAAAGAGAAUCAUUUGAUGGAAGAAAGGAAAAAGAAAAAACAAGAAGAAAAGACUCAGAAGGACAUAUCUCAGAAAAAGGCUGCAGAUCAGAAACCCAAAGUGCCAGAGCCUGCUCCCUCUAAGCCCAACCCUGGUCCAUCUCACCACCUCCAACCCUCCAGCCCCACACUGCCCCUCUCCUCCUCCUGCUGUUCUUCUGGCAAUGGCAAGCGCUCCCCCUGCGGUAUCCAACUCUCGACUCAGACUCCCCCUCAGCAGCAGUGCCAGUUGUCCUCUGCCAGUGCUCGCUACCCGCCCAGAGAGGUGCCCCCGCGCUUCCGUCAGCAGGAGCACAAGCAGCUACUGAAGAGAGGCCAGCCGCUGCCUGCAGGAGCUCUCAGUGCGUUCACACUGCCUUCCCCCUCCUCCUCUUCUCCCCCACCGUCUUCCACCUCUUCUUCUGCAAGUACCAGCAGCACUACCCCAAACUCUGCCACGUCCUCUUCAAACGAGCACCGCCCAGACAAAUCCCUUCAUACUGGUCCUGGUGCCCAGUAUGAUGCCUCUCAUUGGGGCUCCUCUGUGCCAGUUGACAGACACUCCAGUGCCAACAGCUGGGACAAAGUAAUCAUCGACGGAAGCGAUACAGAAUCUUGGCCAUCUAUUAGUCGUAGCAGUGACCCCAUCCACUUGGCAACACCAGAAUGCUCCUUAGACUCAUCUAGCUCUAACCCAGAUACCAGUGCUGUCCUUACAACUACAAGGAGUGGUUUUCUGAGUAUGGCCACAGGUACUACUGGCCUGCAGGCCAACUAUAACUCUCUUAAAACAAACAAUAACAUGAUGACAGGACCUGUGUCAACCAGUACACUAUCAGGUAACAGAGGAUGGGGCUCAGACGGAAAACAAGAUGGAAUGAAUAGUGGUAGAGUUGGAGCAUCCAAUAGCUGGGGAUCACCAAAUUUUAACUUGAAUCUCAACCCAAAUGCCAACCCAUCUGCCUGGCCUGUUCUAGGACAUGAAAGUGGUGGAGGUGGUGUUAUUGGUCCCAAUGGCAUGUCCAACUCUUCAUCUCUUCCACCAGGUAAAAAUGGCAAUGGAAAUGUGAGAAAUGGAAAUGCAGAUAAUGGUGGGGGUGGCUGGGUCAGCAUGAUAAGUGCUAAUGAAAAUGAGCAACAGCACCCUUCUGCCAAUACAAACCUAUCCUUCAAUAUGGAGCAUGCUAACCUUAAUACUGAUGGACCAAACUACACUAAACAACAGCAACAAGCUCAGGAGCCCAUGAGCCCCAUCCAUGGCUUAACUGGUUGGGGAGGCCAGUCACCCACUGAAUCAUCCCAGCUCAAUGGUGACACAACAGGCAGCUCCGUUUGGGGCAGUGGAGAAACCAAGUCAGCUGAGCCUCCCAAAGACUCGAGAUGGGACUCAACUCCCUCUACAGCCCUCUCUGCCUGGGACCGGCAAGGCAGUGGUGGUGGGAGUAGUGGAAGUGGCAGCUGGGGGGAUUGGGGCAAGUCCUCUGGGGUUGGAGAUGUGCCUAAAAGCUGGGACUCGGUAGAUGCUGGUAGUUCUGGUUCAGGCCAAGAGCAGCAAAUUAGCUCAUGGGGCAAACUUUCAGAAACAGCCCCAGCUAGUGAGGAUAGCGGGGACAGCAGUGAGGGUCACUCUCAUCACAGAGACAGAUCCUCUAGUAUGGAGUUUGCCACUCUGCUACAACGGCAGGACCUAGACCCCAGAGUGUUGAGCAACACAGGUUGGGGACAGACACCCAUCAGACAGCACACUGUUUGGGAGAUGGAACAAGCCAGUUCUGAUGAAGGGAAAAGCAAUAGCAACUCAGACACCAUGGGAUGUUCCAGCUCUAAUGUUGGCCCCUCAUCAGCCAAUGGAGGUACAAUUAACCCUCCCACUGGACCCAAUCAAAAGUCUGGUUCUGGAGGAAAAAUUGACAGUGAAGGGCCUUCUUCAUCUGGAUGGGGACCCCCUCCACCUCAGCCAAUUCAAACUGGAUCAGGAUGGGGAGACCCUUCACCUACUCUCAACAAUGCCUCAAAUGGCACACCCACUGGCUGGGGAGACUCUUUACCUACUAAUGGUUCUAAAAGUGAGGGCACCCGGUCGUGGGGCUCUGAUGAUAAGUCACCCAUUUGGGAUGAUGGUAUGAUGAAAAACCAUCCUACUAGCUGGGGAGAAGGCCACAAGAGCGCCCAUGGUUGGGGCAACAGUAAUGGGGGCUCCAAUGUCUCCACCCCAGGGGACUGGGAAGAGCCAGAUGUCAAGAACAAUGAGUCUUCUAACAGCAUGUGGGAAGAAGAAGGAGGUAAUGGAGGAACUGGUGGAUGGAAAGAAAGCACUAGAGGAGGAAGUAAAGGAGGAGGAGGUGGGUGGGGUAAACCUGCACCUGCUGUGAGUAACAGUAACUGGGGGGAGACCUUGCGUAAUGGUGGCCCAGUGCAGGGAGGCUGGAGCCCUUCAAAGCCCCAGGAAAGCAGCAGCAGUGGCAGCAGCACUGGCAGCAUUGGUUCCUGGGGUGGUCCUAGCUCUGUGAAACAGAACAGCUCCAGCUGGGGAAACAAAGGCAAACAGGACCAGGGCAUGGAGCCCAGUGGCUGGGAGGAGCCCUCUCCUCCCUCCAUCCGCAGGAAGAUGGAGAUUGAUGAUGGAACAUCAACCUGGGGUGAUCCCAGUGCUUACAACAAGACUGUCAACAUGUGGGAUCGUAAUAAUCCCAAUAAUAACCCAGGCAACAGUGGCCCUCCUCCCAGCAAGAAUGGAGGAAUGAUUAUUUCCAUCAACAACAAUAAUCACCAUCCUCAACACAUGCAUCAUCAUGGCCAUCACGGCCAGCCCCCAGUUCACCUGCAGCACCAAGGAAAUAACAACGGGUCACCAAACAAUGUCGCCGCACAUCCUGGUGCUGGGCCCCUGGGAAGGCCCCCCAUUGCUAACCCAGGAUGGGGAGAGCUUCCUAGUUUUCAACCUAAGUCUGAGCCUGCUUGGGGAGAGCCAGCAGCUCCUACAUCAGCUGUUGACAAUGGCACCUCGGCUUGGGGUAAACCCCCAGGUGGUGUUGGAGGAUGGGGGGACAGUGGCCAUGAGCCCCCUGGCCCGUUUGUCAGGUCCAACGGACCCACAGUUUCAGCACCUAUCAAGCCAGGCCCCAAACCUAUGCAAGAUGGCUGGGGAAGUGGAGAAGAAACGAGCAUGUCUACUAACCAAUGGGACACUGAAGAUGGGGACGUAUGGAACAGCCCCACCUCCCAGGAGAGUAGCUCCUCUUGUAACUCCUGGAGCAACGGACCCAAGAAGUGUCCAAGCAAGGGGAAGAUGAGCAACAAACCAGAUGAAGCCUGGAUUAUGAACCGUCUCAUCAAACAGCUCACUGAUAUGGGCUUUCCGAGAGAUCCUGCUGAGGAGGCGUUGAAGAGCAACAAUAUGAACCUGGACCAGGCCAUGACCGCCCUGCUGGAGAAGAAGACGGACCUGGACAAGCGGGGCAUGGGUUUAUCUGAUUACAGCAACGGCAUGAACAAGCCUCUAGUGUGUCGUCCCUCUGCACGCUCCAAAGACCCCUCAGACCGCUCCGCCUUUCUCGACAAGGAUGGUGUCCUGUCAGAUGAUGCCCCUCCAUCACCGUUUUUGCCUUCCCCCAGCUUGAAGCUCCCCCUGGCCAGCAGUAGCCUUCCUGGGCCGGGUCUGGGACAGGGCAAUCCGGGGCUGGCCAUGCAAAACUUGAACAACAGACAGAUAGCCAGUGGAAUGUUUGGCGGCAGUGGAGCAGCACAAACCCGGGCCAUGCAGCAGCAGCAGCAGCAGCCUCCUCAGCCACCAGUGCCACCGCUCAGCUCCUCCCAGCCUAGUCUACGUGCUCAAGUGCCUCAGUUUCUCUCCCCUCAGGUCCAAGCACAGCUCUUGCAGUUUGCAGCAAAAAACAUUGGUCUAAAUCCUGCACUUUUAACCUCACCAAUAAACCCUCAACAAAUGAACUUGUUGUAUCAAAUCCAGCAACUGCAAAUGGCAUACCAGCGUUUACAAAUCCAGCAACAGAUGAUGCAGGCACAACGCAACGUUUCCGGCCCCAUUAGGCAACAAGAGCAGCAAUUUGCACGUACAAUCACCAACAUUCAGCAGCAGAUCCAGCAAAUCCAGCAGCACCAGCGUCAGCUGUACCAGGCGCUGCUGAUGAAGCAGCAGCAACUUCCCUCACAUUCCUCCUCUUCCUCUUCCUCUGCUGGUCUGCACCCUCCCGGUGGCCCAGCCGGAGGCCCUGGAAAAUCAACCUUGGACCUCUUCGCAGGCCCCCACCAGGCUCCGGGUCUCACUGACACCCUGCACACCAAAGAGCCUCCGUCUUCGCCCAAUGCCUACAGCACCUACCCUCUCUCUGGACUGAAUCCAAACAUGAAUGUAAAUGGCAUGGACGUUGGGGGACUGUCCCUGAAGGAGCCCCCCCUGCCCCAAUCCCGCUUGUCCCAGUGGACACACUCAAACUCAAUGGACAACCACUCUGGCAACUCCUCAAAUAUGGAGAAUAACCUCAAUAAGCAUGGUGCCGUAUCUUCUGCUGCCUCUGCCCUGGUACCCCCUGGGAAACCUCCACAGCUUGAGGAUUCAUACAGCCCUUACAAUCUAAUCUCCAACUCUGAGUCCCCCUCCAGCACCCUGGGGCCUCCUGACAGCUGGGGCCAAGGCAAGAGCCCCAAUGAAAAGAUCUCAAAUGGGACCAACAUCAACUGGCCUCCAGAGUUCUGCCCAGGCGUGCCAUGGAAGGGCCUUCAGAACAUCGACCCUGAGAACGACCCCAACAUGACCCCUGGCAGCGUCCCCAGCGGUCCCACUAUUAACACAAACAUUCACGACGUCAACCGAUACCUGCUGCGGGACAGGAACGGAGGUAAACUGUCUGACAUGAAGUCCACCUGGUCCCCUGGGCCCAUCUCUCAGAGUCAAGCAUCUCUGUCCCACGAACUGUGGAAAGUCCCUCAGGGGGCACGCAACACCACAGCUCCAUCCCGGCCCCCACCAGGCCUCACCAACACCAACAAGUCCUCCUCCACUUGGAGUGGCAACUCGUUAGGCCUGGCCCCGGGCUGGAGCGGCUCCUACUCGUCUGAGGGAACCACAUGGAGCACUGACAGCCCAAACCGGACCAGCAGCUGGCUGGUGCUGAGGAAUCUCACCCCACAAAUCGAUGGCUCAACUCUGCGGACCCUGUGCAUGCAGCACGGACCCCUGAUCACAUUCCACCUCAACCUGACUCAGGGGAACGCUGUGGUGCGCUACAGCUCCAAGGACGAGGCCGCCAAGGCCCAGAAGUCCCUGCACAUGUGUGUGCUUGGAAACACCACCAUCCUGGCAGAGUUUGCCGGGGAGGAGGAUAUCAACCGCUUCUUUGCACAAGGCCAGUCGCUGGGGGCAAACACCACGAGCUGGCACGCCAACCCGGGAACCAAUCAGAAUCGAAUGGGCGGGGCAACUCAGUCUCACUCAGUCGGCCAGUGGAGCAGCGGGGGCGGGCGGAAGACAAGCGGGAACGAUCUGUUGUGGGGUGGUGUGCCCCAGUACUCCAGCCUGUGGGGACCGCCCAGCGGAGAGGAUGCACGUGUGAUCGGGAGCCCCACCCCCAUCAACACGCUGCUGCCUGGAGAUCUGCUGAGCGGGGAGUCCAUGUAGGAUGAUGCCACGGUACACUAACCCACCCACCAUGUUGUAUAAACUGUUGGUGGGGGUGGGAUUAAAAAAAAAACUUGAAUUGAUUUAAAAAAUGAUCGAAAUGAGCAAGAGCAAAACCCAAGCAAAUCAUGUGGCGAUAAUCAGUAUCAGAAUAGUUUGGAUUGUGAACUGUAAAUCAGAACGCUGAGGGGGUCAUGACAGACUGUAGACCCCCAGCCCCCCUGCUUUACUCUUGUCCACUUUGUUUAUUUACUUUUUCUCCGUUUAGUAUUCUUUAAUGCUUCAUGUGAACAAACUGAAACUAGGCAAGACGCAGAGAAACCUUUUAGGUGUUUUGAGUUUUGUUUUCCACGUCAGUCUGUGGAGUGUUUUUAAAAGAAGCAAUCAAAGCUGCCAUGUGAGACUUCAAAAGAACUGAACGAACUAAAAUCAUACUUCAAUCUACCAUUCCCAGCAUCUUCAUGGCCAUGACGUUCCAAGACCUCUGCUAGUUUGGUCAACGUUUAUUUCUCAGCACUACUAUUAGCCUUAAGUGCUCUCUGGCCCAAAUCCUUCCCAAGCUAGUUUUUUUUUUUUUUUUAAGUUUCUUUUGUAACUGAAGAAUUCGCUGAAAUCUUGCACAGUUCACCUCUGAGCCAACAAGUGGUACAUGCUGCGUGUCCACCGGGCAGGACAGGCCUGGCCUUUCGACUGGCACUACCAAUCAUCUGCUCAGACACCUGAACUCAUCUCACGGGGGGUUGACACAACUGUUGACUUACACGUGUGAAUCCCUGCAUUAUUACUGUUGUUACUUUUAAAUUUACCACGAGAUAUAAGCUGAGAGCAGAUUAGUCGUUGACUUUGCUGCGUGCGUUUCCUCAUGGGAUCUAAUCAUCGACUCCUGUGGACCCAGAUCCUUCUGGUCACCUUAAGCCUGGACCUCAGUCGCUUACUGGUGCUUUGUUGAAUUUUCUAAUGUUCAUUUUGUUACAAAGCCAACGUGGUCAACCAAUUUUCGGAGGACAGAAACUACUCGGUUUUACUUUGAUGUGACAGUAACAUUGUGCAAUAUAUGCCAUCGACCUUUCUUCCGUCCAUA